CGCUCACAGGUUGAGUUGGUACGGUGACAUCAAGCGAAGCGGAGCAAAGCAGAAUACCACAACUGGCGACGAGGUUAAAACGGUGAACAAAAGAAAGUGAUCGAGUGAAAUUGUGAAAAGAAAGGGAAAAAAACCAAAGGAGAGCGAAUGAUCAGAAAGAAAGGGUCGCCGGAGGGCAUGCUUAGAAACACACACACAUGCAAAUGCGUGGAUCGCAAGACAUGAAAUGAAAGCCGCAGUGCAGGAGUUAAAAGCAUACACAUGCAAAUGCGUGGAUCGCAAGCAAACAAGGAAUGCCGGAGAGUAUUUAUUAGAAAUAUGAUUUCUUGCCGGAGCGCAAACUACACGGAAAAAAAGAGGAAUCUGUCGGAGAACAGAAAAGAAAAUGGAGAAAGGGUCAGAUGGGUUUAGAAAAAAAAAAACAAAAUGGGUGGACAAACAAAAGAAUGAGCACGUGUGCUAAUAAUGUAUAAUGGUUUCAAGGAAUGGACACUUGGAACAUUUCUCAUUUCCUUUUUAGGUCGAUGGAUCGGAAUUCUAUCAGAAGCGAAUGGGUUAAGUAUAAAAGAAAUUUUAACUUCAUCAUUGCGGCAACCGAAGAGAAGAACAGAACGAAGAUACGAAACAUUUUCUUGGCAAGGGCGGGACCAGAUGUGCAGGAAAUCUUUGCCACUAUACCAGGCGCGGAUGUAAAGGAAGACGCGAGCCAAGGUAUCGAUCCUUAUAAUGUGGCUAUUCAAAAGUUGGACGAAUACUUAUGUCCCAAGCAGCACGAGGUUUUUGAACGGAAUCAAUUCUGGACACUAAAGCCGGAGCAGGGUGAAACGAUUGAACAGUUCACGUUCAGGUGUCAAAGUUUGGCCCAAAAGUGUUGUUUCGGCAAGACUGAAGAGGAAGCUAGAGCGAAUAGUGUCAUCGAUAAAGUAAUAUUAUUCGCGCCAAAUGAACUAAAAGAAAAAUUGUUACAACAUAAAGCGAUGAAUGUAGAACAAAUGAUUCAAGUAGUUAGCUCGCACGAAUCAGUUAAAAGGCAGGCACGAGAAAUACUCGCACCAGGAAAAGUCGAAACAAGGGACUAUAAUGCAAGCGAACAGGUUAACCGAGUGGUUCCGGUUAAGAGAGAGUGUUUCAGAUGCGGGAAAAAGGAUCAUUUGGCGGCUGAUCCAAAAUGUCCUGCACGUAAUAAGGAGUGCUAUAAAUGUAAGAAGGUCGGACAUUUUGGUUCGCAGUGCCGCACACCUGGAUCCACCAAAAGGCAAGGAGGAAAUGACAAUAAUGGGGCGAAACGUUACCGACAGGAAAGAGUUAGGGCUAUCGGAAACCGGACUGAAGAAGAAGAAGAAGGAAAAUCAAGCACAGAAAAUUUCAUCUACAACAUCAGCGAUGGGGGAGAGAUGCUGCGGAUUAAAGUGGGAGGUGUGAUGCUGCAUGUUUUAGUUGAUUCGGGAUGCAACAAAAACAUAAUAAGCGAGAAAGCAUGGGAAUAUCUCAGAAGAAAUAUUAUAGAAAGAGGGGUAAAUCUAACAGAGUGCAAGGAGAUAUUUUUACCAUAUGGAGAAAAGGCUAAGCCGUUAACGGUAUUAGGCAAAUUUGAGGCGUCGGUUGAAAUUGAGGAUGAGGCUAUAGAGCAUAGUCAACGGAACGUUUUCCCGAAGAUAAAAGGGCUAAAGGUAAAAAUACCUAUUGACUGCGAUGUACAACCCGUAUGCCAACAUCCGCGACGCCCACCAAUAGCACUAUUAGAUAAGAUAGAGGAGAAGAUUAAGUAUCUGCUUGAAAAAGAUAUUAUAGAACCGGUGGAGGGAGGCUGUGAAUGGGUUUCACCACUAGUACCGAUCGUAAAAGAUAACGGAGAUCUAAGACUAUGUGUUGACAUGCGUAGAGCAAACGCGGCGAUUGUAAGAGAAAGGCAUUUUAUGCCUACAAUAGAAGAUUUUUUGCCUAGAUUUACAUCGGCUAAAAUCUUUAGUAGAUUAGACAUAAAGGAUGCAUUUCACCAGGUGGAACUGGAUGAGAAAUGUAGGUACAUAACAACAUUCAUAACCCAUAUGGGCCUAUUCAGGUACAAACGACUCAUGUUUGGUAUUGUGAUAGUACCGGAGGUUUUUCAGAAAAUUAUGGUGCAGGUGUUAGCAAAAUGCAGUUCAAAUGCAGUCAAUUACAUUGACGAUAUUUUGGUUUUCGGAAAAUCUGAGAGGGAACAUGAUGAGGCCCUACAAGCGGUUCUGGACGAGAUACGGAAACAGGGCAUAUUAUUAAAUCAGGAAAAAUGCGUAUUUAAAGUACCGGUGAUCGAAUUUCUAGGGCAUAGAAUUUCGAGUCACGGCAUCGAACCCACAGAAGGAAAAAUUGAGGCGUUGCGAAAAUUUCGGGCACCUUCUUCCGCAGAAGAAGUUCGAAGUUUUUUAGGCCUAAUAACAUAUUUAGGAAGAUUUCUGCCAAACCUGGCAACAAUAACGGCACCACUACGCGAGUUAACACAUAAAGGAAUCAAGUUCGAAUGGGGGAAUAGUCAAAAAGGGGCAUUCGAGAAAUUGAAAACAAUGGUGGCGGACGUAAAACUCUUACAUUUUUUGAUAAUUCCAUGAGAACAAGAGUUAUUGCUGACGCUUCGCCGGUUGCAUUACCCAAGUGCCACAAAUCCACUAAACGACCACUAAACGGCUUCUAAACGACUCAAGU
Molecule: messenger RNA, 2682 nt
Organism: Anopheles merus
Lineage: Eukaryota; Metazoa; Arthropoda; Insecta; Diptera; Culicidae
Exons: 2
Coding region: 486-2588 (700 amino acids)
Molecular function (GO): nucleic acid binding; zinc ion binding
Source: RefSeq, a predicted model, not a curated record